CAAUGGCGACUGCGGUGUCCAGAGGAUAUUAUAGGAGAUGUUUUUUUCCAAGAAGGUUUGCUCUGCACUAAUAUGGUUGCCUUUGAGAAGGUCUUGAUCCAUGAGUUCCUUUGGCAUUUCCUGCACAAGCUGGUCUUGAGCUCCACAAUAAAAAGGCACAUCUGUGUUAAAAAGUUAGGACAGAAGACUAUCUGCCUUCCUGCAGUGGGCAGCAUGGAACCAUUAUAUGUCCAUGUUAAAAAGGAGCCCAGUGAACCCUGGCCUGUCCACGUGAAACAAGAACCACUUGAACAGGAUUCCCACCAUGUGAAACAAGAACCAUGUGAUCAUGAGCCAGUCUCUGUUAAACAGGAGCCAUGCGAAUUCCACAUUAUUGAGGUGAAGGAGGAAUUCUGUGACCAAGAACACGUGAAACAGGAAUUCUGUGAGACCCAUGUUGUCCCCGUGAAACAGGAGCACUGGGAGCAGGAGUCAGUCUGUGGAAAUGUGGAGAAUGAUGAACCACAUCUUGCUGAUAUAAAACAGGAGUUCUCUAAAUCAGAUGUGGCUUUCUUAAACACUCUAGCAAAUAAGACUGGUUCUGCACAUAUAGCAGAGACUCUGGAAGGUCAACUGAAGCCUGUUUCUGAAGAUCAAUGUGCAAAACAGAAAGACUAUAUGACACUCAGUAAGGUUGUGUUUCUAAAAACACAUGCAAAGGCACAGGGACCCACUAAAGACUGUGCCACAGAGAGACAGGAUGAAGAGCCAACUUGUACAUCUAGUUCUCAAGCAAUAAUGAAUGUCACUUGGAGGAAUGUUGGUGAGAAAAGCAAUAAUAUUUCCAUCACAGUGCCCCCUCACAGUUUUCCAAAAUAUCUUAUUAUGUUAAAGAAGCUGGGGAAUCCUACAUUUGACCAGAAUAUUCAAUUUGGAAGUAAAACCAGCAACAAGACAAAUGCAGAAAAGCAAAUCCUAAACAAUUCAAAAGAUCCAAGCCAGCAAAAUAUCCGAGUCAAAGUCAUUCAUGAGUGUCCUGAGUGUGGGAAGAUAUUCCCACACAAAUACAGCUUGCAACGCCACCGGAAGAUUCACACUGGAGAAAAGAAAUAUGAAUGCACUGAAUGUGGGAAAAAAUUUAUAAAAAGAGGAAUGCUUCAACAACACCAGAGCAGUCAUACUGGGGAGAAACCAUUUGGCUGCUCAGAAUGUGGAAGGUGGUACACUAGGAAAGGUGCUCUUAAAAUACACCAGCGAAUUCAUACUGGGGAGAGGCCAUUUGUCUGUUUUGAAUGUGGGAAAAGAUUCACACAAAAAUGCAGCCUUCAAACACAUAAAAGAACUCACACUGGAGAAAAGCCAUAUAGUUGUACUUUUUGUGAAAAGACAUUUGCCCACCAAAGUGGAUAUCAACUGCACCAGAAAGUUCACGUUAGAGAGAGUUCAUCAUCUUGCAACUCAGUGGAAAAGCCAUUUAACUGUACAGAAUGUGGCAAGAAGUUUGCUAGACAAGGAGGCCUUGAAGCCCACAAAAGAGUACACACUGCGAAGAACAGUGCACACCAGAGUAGUUUUCACUUGAAUGUUCACAGCGGAGAGAAUUCUUCUGCUGUUGCAUUAGAUGACCCAAAUCUCAUGUGUAGUUCUGGGACUGAUGGAACUUAUAAUGAAAACCUUCCAGGUCCAUUAUGACAUUGAAUAUUUUUAUCUCUCAAUUUAUGCCACACAAGGAAAAUGUAGACAGAACAAUACAACAGUAACAAACUUAAAAUGAGAAAUAUUGUUUGCCGCAUGAGUGUAAAGUUCAAUAGAGCCAUACAUUAAGUUGACAGUAAAACCAGGCUUGAAACAUUAACCCUAUGCAAGAAUUUCUCUUGAUGAAGAUGAAAUAGGGAAACCAUGUAACUGAGCAGAAUAUGCUAAGUAGGGCUGUCAGUAUUUAAAUAUGAUUACAUGUACUAAAAAACUAUUUGAAUGCAAAAACUGAGAUCAGUUGAAUAAGGAUUGUGACUUGCAUUACUUUAUACUGUAUUUGAAUAUUUCUUAAAUGCUGUUUACCACUCUGCAUCAUUGCAUUAUUGUUAUUGGUUUUUAUAGUCCAUAUUAUUUGCACAGCAGUUCUAGGAUUAACUUCUUUAUACUUUGGUUGGGUAGCUUCAGCUCUUACUGAUUUUACAGUUUUCAUGUUUGUUUCCCAGAUGCAGACUGCUUUAUGGAGCUACACGUUCAAUUGCAACAGGCAGUUGUGAAUACCUUUAAAUACUAAAACACUAUCUGUGCACAUAAAUCGACCGUCAAGUGAAAGUGAAGAAAAACAAGCUUCACGUGUGUCUCAUUCUUCAUUUUGCACUCUACCUGGAGAUGGGAAAAUGAUUUUGUAAAGAAGGUAGAAUUAUUUAUCAUUGGUCAAAAAUAUCAUACUGCUGGCGUUAUGUGACCAGAGAGCUUCAUUUAAUCAUUCUAUUUUAUGUAAAUUGUACCAUGAUCAGUCAUUGUAUUUUACAAAAAUUGAACAAUUGUCAUAUUGUAAUCACGUUUGAUUAAUCAAUAAUAUUAUAAUGUAGCAGUUAAUAAAUGACUAAACUAAGUUUUAAAGUAUAGCACAAGAAGCUGAAUGCUAAAGUUAGCUAAAGAAGCUGAUGGGGUUAAUAUAGGUAUCCAUCUAGGACUGUAGCUAAGGUGGGAGUAGGUACAGGAUUGUUUUGUUAUGUGGUAGGUUUUUAAGAGACACUACUUUCACUUUCCAUGUUUCAAUUAAUAUUGUUUCAACUAUGCGUACUUAAUACUUUGCUGGCUCUUAGCAUAUUGUACUCCCUAUGCCUGGUCUUGACUGUAUGGAGUCUGUUAUUCUUCCAUAUUUUCUUAAGCUAACUGUCAGUUUCAAACUGGGCAUGUGCAAGUGAGGUAGUGUGGGUGAUUUGAUCCUGUGAUAAAAUGACACGCUGUAAAGGGUUGGUAUAGGCCUUUUUUCCAGUGCUGCUGGGAUGGCAGAUCUGAUAUCCCUACAUUUCUGUUGUUUUUGAAACAACAAGACUAGGUUUCAGAACAGUCAUUCACCUUCAACCUAUAAGUUUUAAAGCCUGUGAUAUCAUAAAGCAGAACUGUGUGUAUAUAAUAUAUACAGAGGUGGGCAAUAGUUGAUUUAUAGUUGUGAGUACACAAGGCCAGCAAUCUGAGCACUUAUAAGAUGGCUGUUAAGUGCACUGUGCUAUUGUGACAUUCUUUUGAGGUAAUAAAGUUAAUAAAGCUAUUGUAAUAAUCAUAACGUGUAUGUGUCUUUCCAUACAAACAACUGUAAACCUACUUUUGCCCAUGCCUCUGUGUGUGUGUGUGUGUGUGUAUGUGUAUGUAUAUGUGUGUAUAUAUAUAUAUAUAUAUAUAUAUAUAUAUAUAUAAUAUAGUUAUAUCUAGUUUUGGUUCUGUACAUUACCACAAUGAAUUUUAAAUGAAACAACUCAGAUGCAGUUGAAGUGCAGACUUUCAGCUUUAAUUCAGUGGGGUGAACAAAACGAUUGCAUAAAAAUGUGAGGCAACUAAAGCAUUUUUUUAACACAAUCCCUUCAUUUCAGGGGCUCAAAAGUAAUUGGACAAAUUAAAUAACUGGAAAUAAAAUGUUCAUUUCUAAUACUUGGUUGAAAACCCUUUGCUGGCAAUGACAGCCUGAAGUCUUGAACUCACGGACAUCACCAGAUGCUGGGUUUCCUCCUUUUUAAUGCUCUGCCAGGCCUUUACUGCAGCGGCUUUCAGUUGCUGUUUGUUUGUGGGCCUUUCUGUCUGAAGUUUAGUCUUCAACAAGCGAAAUGUAUGCUCAAUUGGGUUAAGAUCAGGGGCCUCAUGUAUAAACGGUGCGUACGCACAGAAAUGUUGCGUACGAACGUUUCCACGCUCAAGUCGCGAUGUAUAAAACCUAAACUUGGCGUAAAGCCACGCACAUUUCCACGGUACCUCAUACCUUGGCGUACGCAAUUUCUCCGCUCGGUUUUGCAGACUGGCGGCACCCAGCGUCAAAGCAGUGCUACUGUUCCUGUGUGGUCACCCUUUCUUUCUAAGAUCCACAUUCCUGACGCGGCUUUAUAAAUACACUGAAACUGACUGCAUAUUGUUUAUUAGUGUAAUGCAUCUGAUUGUUGCCUCACAUUUUUAUGUAAUCGUUUUGUUCACCCCACUGAAUUAAAGCUGAAAGUCUGCACUUCAACUGCAUUUGAGUUGUUUCAUUUAAAAUUCAUUGUGGUAAUGUACAGAACCAAAAGUAGAAAAAAGUUGUCUCUGACCAAAUAUUUAUGGACCUAACUGUAUAUGUAUAAAUAUUUAAUAUUCACAUCCUUUUAACCAUUAAAAAAAAUCUUUUAUUUUUCUUCAGAUUUGGAGAGUUCAAAGACUUUUUUGCCAUUUUUGUUUUAUGGUGUCAAAAUAUGGUGUUAAAAUAUUUAUAUACUAAUUUAAAAAGUACUUUAAUUCUCUUAGAUCUUGUAUGUUUUCAUUGUGGUGUUGCAAGUUAUUAGAUAUCAAGAUUAGUCCAGAGUAUCAUAAUAAUAGAGUAUAGCUUUUUCCAUUUCAGUAUUUGUAUCACUUUUUUACCUAAUAAUUCAUUAUUUUAUCCCUCCCUGAACACAGAAUAUAAUUGGUUCACUGUG
Erpetoichthys calabaricus (reedfish) is the source of this 4613-nucleotide messenger RNA. Its product is annotated as zinc finger protein 558-like. Lineage: Eukaryota; Metazoa; Chordata; Cladistia; Polypteriformes; Polypteridae. Bases 73 to 1671 code for a protein of 532 amino acids. Gene Ontology annotation, biological process: regulation of transcription by RNA polymerase II. The transcript has 3 exons. The record is from RefSeq and is a predicted model, not a curated record. Gene Ontology annotation, molecular function: DNA-binding transcription factor activity, RNA polymerase II-specific; RNA polymerase II transcription regulatory region sequence-specific DNA binding. Gene Ontology annotation, cellular component: nucleus.